Messenger RNA from Seriola dumerili (greater amberjack), 2667 nucleotides. RefSeq names its product derlin-2-like. The record is from RefSeq and is a predicted model, not a curated record. The transcript has 7 exons. Bases 26 to 718 code for a protein of 230 amino acids. NCBI's taxonomy places the organism in Eukaryota, Metazoa, Chordata, Actinopteri, Carangiformes, Carangidae. Gene Ontology annotation, biological process: endoplasmic reticulum unfolded protein response. Gene Ontology annotation, cellular component: Hrd1p ubiquitin ligase ERAD-L complex; endoplasmic reticulum membrane. Gene Ontology annotation, molecular function: misfolded protein binding; ubiquitin-specific protease binding.
UUGACAGUGAGGCACAGCAGCAGCGAUGGCUCACAGCUUCACUCAGGAGUAUUUUCAGAUCCCUGUGGUGACCAGAACAUACACAACCGCCUGCGUCCUCACAACCGCUGCCGUGCAACUUGAGGUCAUCACCCCCUUUCAGCUUUACUUCAACCCCGACCUCAUCAUCAGAAGAUACCAGAUAUGGCGUCUGAUAACCAGCUUCCUCUUCUUUGGUUCUCUUGGAUUCAGUUUCGUGUUCAACAUCAUCUUCCUUUAUCGAUACUGUCGGAUGCUGGAGGAAGGCUGCUUCCGUGGAAGGACGGCAGAUUUUGUUUUCAUGUUCAUGUUUGGAGGAAUCGUGAUGACUCUGUUCGGUCUGUUCGCCAAUGUCUUCUUCCUGGGUCAGGCCUUCAUCAUCAUGCUGGUGUACGUGUGGAGUAGAAGACAUCCGCUCAUACGCAUGAACUUCUUCGGCCUCCUGAACUUUCAGGCGCCGUUUCUCCCCUGGGUGCUCAUGGGGUUUUCGCUGCUGCUCGGAAACUCCAUCGUGGUCGACCUCCUGGGUAUCAGCGUCGGCCACAUGUACUACUUCCUAGAAGACGUGUUUCCAAACCAGCCGGGAGGAAGGAAGCUGCUGAUGACACCAGAACUUCUGCGAACCAUGUUUGAUCGGCCGCAGGACCCAGACUACCAUCUCCUCCAGGAGCAGCAGCAGGACGAGGAGCCGCACAACUAACAGCAGCUAACAGCAGCUAACAGCCGCUAACAGCCGCUAACAGCCGCUAACAGCAGCUAACAGCACAGCCGACACCAAGACCCCCAGAAUCAGCAGGAAUCAUCAGGCAGAGACACAGUCACAAGAUGUGGAUUCACACACGGUCCUGAACCGUCGUAAAAGACAAUGAGACGCAGAAGGACUGAACUGAAAGCCCAGCAUCAUAAUCAAUUUUUCAUUUCAAUUACGAAAAUACAUUUCUGUUUUCUUAAAACUAUUUUUGGAAGCUAAUGGCACGUUCACACAGAAAGUGUUUGAAACUGUUGAACUGUGGAGAAGUUAUUUGUGUGGACGAGAAGACACCAGCACUGAAAACGCCAGAGAAGCAAAUCAAGACUGUGUCGCUGCGUCUGAGGCGUCAAAGUGUGACUUAAACCAGCGACAGGAUAUGAGGCCAAAAUGCAAAGGAUUAGGGGAAGAACUGAGCUCGUGUUCACAUGAUUUUAUAAGUGUUCUUCAGUAGUACAAAGAGAACAGAGAUGACUGUAUGUGUGACACAAUAAUCUCUAUUUAAAGGCAGCCUGUGGAGAUUUGGACCUUUAGUUUUUCUUUGUGAGUGAGUCCCAGUUUAGUUUGUGUCACACACACGCAGGGACGACAACACGGCAACGUGUCAGCGAAGGCGACUGUUGCAAAUAAACAUGGGUGUCAAAUGUUCAUGAUAUCACAGCUUUGUAAAGGUUUUGUGAGGAUUUAUUCAACACGUUUGUGAGACCUCGAUGCGUUUUGUUUGUUGACAAGAAAACUCCACAGGACACCUUUAACGUCCACUUACACGCUUCCUCUGAGCUCUCAGGGGUCACCUGAGGGUGAUGGAUGUAGGCGACAUACGUAACCCUGUUUCCUAAAAGUGUGAGAUUCCUGGGGUGCGUAGAAAGCUAGUAAGUGGACCUUUGAGUUAAGAUUAUUCAUGUACCAACAGAAAUCAUGUUAAAUACCAGAAGCAGGUUUAUAAAAGAAGCCAAAUGUGUGUUGUGUUGCUGUAUUUCUUAAUCCAACUGAUUCAUUUGACCUCCGUUUACAAAGCUUUUCCUUCUGUCAACAUAAACAACAUGAACAUAAGAACCGUGUAAAAGAAGUAAACACAGUCAGAGUGAACAUGACCAGAUAAGUGAAGCUGUCGUAUAUACUGUGACUGACCCAUCGCUCCCUUCCCUGCUGUUGCGUCACCACCGCUGGUUCAAACACAAACUGCCGACAGCCUGAAAUCCCAUCAGCCCCGUCUGCACACUCUGCACUUUCACCCGCUGCCUUUGUGGGUCAAACACUGGGGACAAAAUGGAAAUUGCUUAGCACAACAACACGCAAACACGUCUCUGUGGGACCCCGACAACAAAACACAUCAUCCCUUAUAACACAGCGCUGCGGGGGAAAUAUUAGUCACAGCUGAGGUCCGACUGAUGCGGGUGUGAAGGUCAACACCAAGAAACCAGGUCUUUGAUUUUAAAAUCAUCGACAGGAACAUUUGUAGUGACAUCAUUAUGGGACAAAAAAACGAACAAAUUCAUUAUUACUCAAUGUUUUUUUUUUUUUUCAAGCUUUAAAAAAAUGAUGCAGAGUGAUGUCUCAUCUUGAACACGAAACAUCUUUGUCCAGGAGUGAAUGUAGACACAGGCCGACAGCAGAGAUUCAUUUUCUGCGGUUCUGUCGACUCUGAGAAUUUAUGUUGUUUAGCUCCAGUUGAGGAAAUUUAAAUCCUUAAUUAAUUAUCACUUGCUGCAGUUGAAGACAUCGUUAAUCAUGUGAGCUUUAAUUAAAAACACACUCUUUCAAAUCACGACUGUGAAGUAAAAGAAUUCCUCGCUGAGCACAUCAGUGGGGACGGACGCAUGAUGAUGAUGUAAAACAACCAGACAGGAAAUCAAGCUUUAACUUUUUUUUUUUUAUUUUGUAAGAAUUAUUAAAAUGUA